CCUGCACAACAUUUCACUGACAGACCUUUCUUUAAAGUAGGCAGCGCUGUUAAGGCAAAGAAAUGGAAGAGAUAUUCUACAUCCUCGGCUUGGAUUGGAUCGACGUCAGGAGCGUCUUAAUAUUUGUUGGUGUUUUUCUACUUUUGGCUGAUGUUUUGAAGAACAGAGCACCGAAAAACUUUCCUCCAGGACCGUGGGCACUUCCUUUCAUCGGCGAUCUUCAUCGUAUUCAACCUACCAGACUUCACCUGCAGUUCACAGAAUUUGCACAGAAAUAUGGAAACGUUUUCAGCCUUCGCCUCUUUGGUAGAAGGAUUGUGGUCAUCAGUGGCUACAAGUUUGUGAAAGAAGCCCUGGUCGAACGAGGAGAAGACUUUGCAGAUCGUCCCCGUAUUCCAUUGUUUGAAGUGAUGUUUCAGAAUAAUGGUCUUGUGAUGUCAACUGGCUAUCUAUGGAAGCAGCAGAGGAGAUUUGCUCUUCAUACACUCAAAAACUUUGGUCUGGGAAAGAAGACCAUGGAGAGAUACAUCCAGCAGGAGUGCCAGUACCUCACAGAGGCUUUUGCAGACCAACAAGGCAAACCAUUUAAUGUUCAGCAUCUGAUAAAUAAUGCUGUGUCCAACAUCAUCUGCUGUUUGGUGUUUGGGAAUCGAUAUGAAUAUAAUGACAAGCAGUACCAGUAUAUUCUGGAGACGUUCAAUGAGAUUGUGCAUCUGCAGGAAGGUUUGUGGGUACAGAUUUACAACACAGUCCCCUGGCUGAUGAAGUGGUUUCCUGGACCUCAUAAGAAGGUAAUCACUUGUCUACAGCAAAUAGUUGAUUUCAUAGAAAUCAAGAUCAAAGAACACAAAGACACCCUUGACCCAUCAUCACCAAGAGACUACAUUGACUCCUUCCUCAUAGAAAUGGGACAGAAAGAGGACAAAGAGUCUGGGUUUGAUCUCAGAAAUUUGUGUUGUUCGACUCUGGACUUGUUUGGUGCUGGAACUGAAACUACUACCACAACUUUACACUGGGCGCUGCUAUACAUGAUUAACUACCCUGACAUACAAGAGAGAGUCCAGGCUGAGAUUGAUGCUGUGAUUGGUUCGUCCAGACAGCCGUGUAUGUCUGACAGAGAAAACCUCCCCUACACUGAUGCAGUCAUCCAUGAGAUACAGAGGAUGGGCAACAUCGUCCCCCUCAAUGUGGCUCACAUGACAAACAAUGAUACUACAGUGGAUAAGUACACAAUCCCAAAGGGAACCAUGAUCCUGGCUACACUGCACUCUGUCCUCCAUGAUGUGUCAAUGUGGGAAACUCCAAACUCCUUCAACCCUCAACACUUUCUGGACCAGGAUGGUAAAUUUAGGAAGAGAGAGGCCUUCCUUCCAUUUUCUGCAGGUAAGCGUGUGUGUCUCGGUGAGCAUCUGGCCAGGAUGGAGUUGUUCUUGUUCUUCACAUCCCUCCUUCAGAGGUUUUCAUUCUCUGCACCCCCUGGAGUGCAGCCCAGUCUGGAGUACACCAUGGCAGCCUUUCGUUGUCCUAAACCUUACCGUGUCUGUGCUGUGCCACGAUAAAGUCAGACAGAAAAACAUCAUGUUUUAUGCUCAGUGAAUCACCAUCACAGUGUUCUUGGAAUGCAUCAUGAUAAUCAUGUAAUAAUUUCAUGAAAUAAUGUAAUUUGACAUAUUUGUUCUUCUCCUCAACUUAGCUUAAAUGUUAAGGUAAAUAGGUAAAAUAACCAAAAACUGUCAGUUUCCAAAACACACUUACAUACAUAUUGAUGUAGCUUAUCAAAACAUACCUUUGUUCAAGUAUGAACAAUGAUCGCUUGACCCAGUUAGCAGUGAUCUCUAUUGAAAAUACUGUGGCACGGUCCAUUUCAUUUGAUAACAUUCUUGACAAAUGGGGGAGUGCAAAGGCUCAACAUGUAACAAUGUAGUGGUAACAUUUACCUUAAGUACUAACUGUUAAGUAGUGGGUGACACUACAUGUAAUUUGACUUAUGUUUUGUUUUUGGUGGUAGAUCACCUGCUGUGCUGUUUUGUUGUUUUUUUUUUCAGUAUGAUACCUCUCUCUAUGUCUGUCUGUCUCUCUGUCUCUCUCUCUUCCUCUCUGUUGUUGUUUUUUGCAGUAUGAAACCUUGUCACCAGUCCCAGUUGAAACUGCAAAUAAUACAUUUUGCAUUUAAUGACUUGCUUCAAAAUAAAAGCAGUUGAAUACAA
Messenger RNA from Mugil cephalus (flathead mullet), 2207 nucleotides. Its product is annotated as cytochrome P450 2J4-like. The transcript is spliced from 9 exons. Gene Ontology annotation, biological process: xenobiotic metabolic process. Gene Ontology annotation, cellular component: intracellular membrane-bounded organelle; cytoplasm. The record is from RefSeq and is a predicted model, not a curated record. The coding region runs from base 63 to 1559 and encodes 498 amino acids. Lineage: Eukaryota; Metazoa; Chordata; Actinopteri; Mugiliformes; Mugilidae. Gene Ontology annotation, molecular function: iron ion binding; oxidoreductase activity, acting on paired donors, with incorporation or reduction of molecular oxygen, reduced flavin or flavoprotein as one donor, and incorporation of one atom of oxygen; heme binding.